CUGAACUAUCGCCACGUGUCAUUGCUGCUUCCAACCAUCAAAUUCUGCGACCAACCAAAACCUCAUUAAUUUUGUGGCCGCGCACCGCCACAUCCAAAGCCCAGGACGAUUCCGACAGCCACCGCCACCGAAACCACCGCCGCCGCCGCAGCCACCUUCAACCACCGCCACAUCCAAAGUCUACGCCUUCUUCCUUCCCUUUUAUGGUCUCUGGUCACCCCGGCGCGGCCGAAGGAGGAGGCAGCGGAAGAGAAGUAGCGUCGUCGUCGUCGGCCGUAUUCUUCCCGCCCGACCUACUUGGGCGUGCAUUCAUGGCCCUCCCCGGAACCCCCCCAGCCUCCGAGGAGGACCACAGCAAGAAGAUCCGAAAGCCCUACACCAUCACCAAAUCCCGCGAGAGCUGGACCGAGCAGGAGCACGACAAGUUCCUCGAAGCCCUCCAGCUUUUUGAUCGAGACUGGAAGAAGAUAGAAGCCUUUGUUGGCACAAAGACAGUUAUCCAGAUAAGGAGCCAUGCACAAAAGUACUUUCUGAAGGCUCAGAAGAAUGGUACAAAUGAACAUGUUCCUCCACCUAGACCCAAGCGGAAAGCAUCUCACCCAUAUCCACAGAAAGCCCCUAAAAAUGCUCAACAGACACCUUUUGGCAGUGUUCCUCUGCAAGUUGCUUGUUUACUUGAACCAGGUUAUGCUCUUGCAAUGGAUACAUCUUCCACUCCUAAGAAAUCUACCACGAGUGUUCCAAUGCUGCCUAAGGUUCAAAGUUCCAUGCUACCAGCUAGCGGAUCUCAUUCAACAACAGAUGAUAUAGGACCUGCUGGGGUUUCAGCUGCAAAUAAUUGUUCUAGUGGCACAAUCAGUCCUACAUCCUGGCCAAAUUCCGAAACAGCUGAUCAAGAAAAUCAUGCCACAGCUCUUCAUGUUAUGCCAGAUUUCGCUCAGGUAUACUGCUUUCUCGGAAGUGUCUUUGACCCUAGCAGUACUGGUCAUUUGGAAAAACUGAAGGAGAUGGAUCCCAUUGAUGUCGAAACAGUGUCGCUUUUGAUGAGGAACCUAGCCAUCAAUUUGAUUAGCCCCGACUUUGAAACCCAUAUAAGGUUACUCUCAUCUUACAACGGUGGCGCAGAGGAUGUAAAACCUGGCACUGGAAACAACAUGCUCAAAACUGGCGCUGCUCCAUUUAUGGUUAAAGGUGAAUGAUAAACGACUCCGAUUGGGAUCAUCAGACUUUUCAACGUCUCAAAGUUCAGAACAGUCCUUAGAUAAUAUAUUGUCUUCAUGGAAAAUCAAAGCCUUGGUAUCCAAAGACAUGAGCAGUGUGAUUUGCUCAAAUCGUGUUGGAUCUUGUACAGUAGGUAAUAAGAGAUCCCACUUAUGUGGAUUGGCUCCAUUUGUUUUGUGUAUAUAACAACAGUUUUGAGAUGCUUGUGAGGUCACGAUGUUUGCUUGGCUUGUGAAAUCUGCUCUGUUCUUGAUUUUCUACCUUGUAACCUGUGACCUUAACAAUAUUUAUAUGAUAAGAUGCUAUUGUUAAAUGCAAUACAAAUUA
Messenger RNA from Zingiber officinale, 1548 nucleotides. RefSeq names its product protein REVEILLE 8-like. The record is from RefSeq and is a predicted model, not a curated record. The transcript is spliced from 9 exons. Gene Ontology annotation, molecular function: DNA binding. Lineage: Eukaryota; Viridiplantae; Streptophyta; Magnoliopsida; Zingiberales; Zingiberaceae. The coding region runs from base 204 to 1199 and encodes 331 amino acids.